GUUUAAUGAUAUUAACAUUGGACGAAAGAUAUACCAUAUUAUUAUAUCGUUUAACUAGAAGCGUAGCACAUACAUCCUCGAAAACCAUGUCCGACAAGAAAAAGUCUAUCAAAAAACCAUUUGAAGAAAAUAAAAGUUUGGCAAACAAGCAGAUUGUCACAACUAUUGUAUUCAAUGUUCUGUUUUUUACCCUGGGGAAAUCACUAGUACCAAUAGACACGUCGCAACUAACGACACCAACAGAUCGUCUGAUAUACACUAUAAGAUGGUUGUUUCUAUCUUCACUAACAAUCAUGUUUGCCAUGUUCGGAGUGUUAAGAGUUCGUGGGAAUACAGACGCCAUUGAUCCAUUAAAUGGUGCUGCAGAAAACUUGGUAGAACUGCCAAACCGAAUUCUACGAAAUACAGUUGAACAGUUCUUACUUCAUGCAUCAGCUGUAUUAACCUUUUCGACAUUUCUGGACGAAAGCAAUAUGAAUGACAUUCCUCUAAUGGUCGUGUUGUUUAUUCUUGGACGAUUAUUUUAUGCUGUAGGAUAUAGUUCUCAUCCUAUGCACAGAUCUUUGGGAUUUAGUAUGACAUUUGGACCGACGUUUGUCACAUAUAUUAGAUGUACGUACAAUGUUGUAUCAACGCUAUUAUUUUAGAACAAUAAAGUUCUUCAAAACACUAGAAUUAUGAUUGGCUGUAGAAUGAUUCAACAAGUAUUUUUUAAUAAAAGUGUGUCAAAUAG
Messenger RNA from Mytilus trossulus (common blue mussel), 733 nucleotides. RefSeq lists its product as uncharacterized. NCBI's taxonomy places the organism in Eukaryota, Metazoa, Mollusca, Bivalvia, Mytilida, Mytilidae. The record is from RefSeq and is a predicted model, not a curated record. Gene Ontology annotation, biological process: regulated exocytosis. The transcript is spliced from 2 exons. The coding region runs from base 6 to 647 and encodes 213 amino acids. Gene Ontology annotation, cellular component: trans-Golgi network membrane; lysosomal membrane.